Geodia barretti is the source of this 3120-nucleotide messenger RNA. The record is from the annotation of a GenBank genome assembly. NCBI's taxonomy places the organism in Eukaryota, Metazoa, Porifera, Demospongiae, Tetractinellida, Geodiidae.
AUGAUUUGGCUCGUGUUCGGUGACCCCGACGCACUAAACCACAGCUUCCUUCUCCCCGAGUCUCGGGGGGUAAAGGUCGUGGAGAACGGUGCCGGGAAGAAGAACGAGAGAAUCACGGUUGAUGUUGAUGCAGUACGCAGGACAUACGCAGCUCUGUUGGGGCUCGAGGUACCAGCAAUCACCAACGCCCUGGAGAACGCAAUGGACGUACACUCGUCGGCUCUGGCGCGGAAUAAGCGAUUCUGUCAAGUAGAGCCGCUCAACCACCUGGUGUUGCUGCUGGAGAAUCCACAGUUACACAGUCCAGAGUUUACCACGGCCUCGGGGAAACUCCUUGCAGCUGUCGCAGGUCUCCACGUCGUCCAGAAGGAGAUGUUGGCACGAUUCUACGCCACUUAUCCCGCAGCUCGUCUCCAGGAGAUGGUCUCAAACUUCCAGCAGCUCAUCACGAUGCAGCUACUGUUCUCUGACGACGAGGCGAAACCCCGCGGUGGGCGGAGCCUUCCUCAGCAUGACCUCCUCAUUGCAUCCUCGACCAAAGUCAUGAUGAUAUUCUACUUUGCCAAUCUCCUGAUGAGUCAGGGGUCAGGGGUCGUGAGGCCGAUGAGCUCGCGGAUGAGCAGCAUUGCCGCUAACCCCAAGCCCCGUUUUCUGGACGUCGUGGACUCCCAGUUUGACCAGCUCCUCGUCAGACUACGAGUCCACCCAGUUAAUGUCCUGAGACCACCGCUCCAGUGGGAGGAGUUUCGUAACGAGGAGCUCAACAGCCGAAUCAACAUGAUCUACGACUACCAAUUCUACGGAGACUCCUUCUUCCAGGAGAAGCAGUUCUCGUUUCUCGAGUACCCCUUCAUCCUGAGCACCGCCAACAAGGUGGAGAGGCUUCUGCUGGAUAAUAAAGCCAGUCACAUCAACGAGAGGCAGCGGACUUUCGUCCACACCCUACUGACAGGAGUGAGGGACACCCCCUUCCUCCACCUCCACAUCAGCAGGGACCAUAUUGUGGCCGAUACUCUCUCUCAGGUUAGCUUUAUCACGUACACACACAUCACCACGAUCCACGGAAGAACUUAUCUGAGGUAACGCGGUGAAGAAAGCUUUCCGUGUCUGCGCUUAUGUGCGUACAUUACACAGACACACAACACACUCACACUCACACUGACACUUAGUAGAAUGUGAGUUUGCAAAUGCAUUCACUUUCAGUUGGAGGCGAUAUCGGAGAUGAACCCUGUCGACCUCCGAAAGCAGCUGAGAGUGGAGUUCAAAGGUGAAGAGGGACUCGACGAGGGUGGGCUCCAAAAGGAGUUGUUUCAGUUGCUCAUCGAGAAACUGCUAGACCCAAUGUAUGGGUUGUUCAUGUACAAUGAGGUGACGAGGCUGCACUGGUUCAACCCCGCCUCCUUCGAGACGGAGAAACAGUUCCGACUAAUCGGCCUCCUGUUUGGGCUGGCCAUCUACAACAACAUCAUCCUGGACGUCCACUUCCCCAUGGUCGUCUACAUCAAACUCCUCGGCUGUCAGACCGUCUUCCAGGACCUCUUCUCCUCACACCCCCAAAUAGCGCAGAGUCUCCAGUCGACGCUGGACUACGGAGGCGAGGACUUCCAGGAGACCUUCAUGGCCACCUUCCAAGUCUCCUUCACCGACAUGUUUGGGAACCUGCAGACCUUUGACCUCCGAGAGGGCGGCGACAAGAUCCCCAUCACUCUACAGAACAGACAGGAGUAUGUGGAGGAGUACUCCAACUGGUUGCUAAAUGACAGUAUCUCCAGCCACUUCAACGCCUUCAAGGAAGGGUUUGAUCUGGUGAUGGGUCAGAACUGUCUGGCCGACCUCUUCCAGCCCGAUGAACUGGAGAUGAUGGUCUGCGGGAGCAACGUAAGUUGGUCCUGUAGCACAGGGAGACUGUGGAAAGAGCACACUGCAGGGUUGUAUAGUACAUAUUGUAUCACUGGAGGAAUGGAUUUCUGGGAGAUAGUUCGAGGGUUCAGUGAGGGGGAGAAGAGACGUCUCCUGGAGUUUAUCACCGGUUCCGACCGCAUUCCACUCGGAGGAAUGGCCAAACUAAAGUUCAUCAUUGUCAAGAACGGCCCUGACUCUACCAGGCUCCCUACGGCUCACACGUGUUUCAACGCCCUCCUCAUGUGCGAGUACUCCAGCAAAGAGAAACUGAGGGAGAGACUCACCAAAGCCAUCUCUUAUGCCAAGGGUUUCGGCAUGUUAUGAUGACCCCCACCCUCUCUCUCUUUCUCUGCUGAUCGAUAUUGUAGACACAACGUAUAGGCAUGCAAUGCUGUGUAUCAUCAAAUAAUCUAUGUUCUUAUUCUCGUGGAGUGUAAGAUGUAUGCACCACGUCAGCUGGCUUUGUGUUCUCGUGUAUACUGCAAGGUUUAUUAAAGUGUGUGGUCGGCACAUUACAAUUAGAGUCUAGUUGGAUUUCAGGGGUACUGCAUUUUUCACUUUCGCGACUUUUCUUGCCUCUCGGAUCCCGGUUUUGGAACACUGCAUCUCUGUCCAGCUUACGGGACCCAUGGGGUGGCCCCCCUCGCUAGUGGCCAUAAUCACUCCAAGCUCGUUUCUGUCAGUGGCUAGACCAUAGUGAGAGUGACUCUCGCCAAGGGAGACAACUCUAGCACGGAUUAUGUCCCCCGGACGAAACGAUGAGAAGACAUCAACGGUGUCUUUUUCAACGGAGCGUACGUCCUCCCUGCGAAUGACUCCGCUGAGUGGCUCCUGAAGCAGGGUCGUCCCCACACUAAUUAUCAUCACUUUGGCCUGCCGUUCUGAGAUGUUCAGUACCCUGGUCAUGACGAUUGAUCCCACACUUGGUACUGCACUCAGAGAGUACUUCCCUACCACGGAUAUCACACGACUCGGUUUAGAACCGCUUUCAGUUUUCCCUGAAUCGCUUCUACUUGUCGUUUUCUCAUGCUCUUCGAUUCUCACUUCCCCGACCAGUUCAGAGUAGAUCCGACCGCCCAUUUCGUACGUCCCCCGGCCCUGAAAGAACCGGGAGCCGUCCCCGAGAUAGUCUCCUGGUAUAACACGCUCUCCUUCUGGCACCUCUCCUCGCUCCGUCGUGGAUUGCAUUGCCUUCAGCCCCCCACCAUUCACCACGUG